Molecule: messenger RNA, 2349 nt
Organism: Patella vulgata (common limpet)
Lineage: Eukaryota; Metazoa; Mollusca; Gastropoda; Patellidae
Product: RAD50-interacting protein 1
Exons: 10
Coding region: 146-1675 (509 amino acids)
Biological process (GO): retrograde vesicle-mediated transport, Golgi to endoplasmic reticulum; endoplasmic reticulum to Golgi vesicle-mediated transport; regulation of ER to Golgi vesicle-mediated transport
Cellular component (GO): Dsl1/NZR complex
Source: RefSeq, a predicted model, not a curated record
UGGUAAAUUUUACAUUGAAUUUAUUGUUUUCCUAGUUUGACCUAUUUACUUCUUAACUUUUUAAACUGAGCACAUAAGUCCAGACUCAACAGUCACUAACCCAGAUUUAAAGAAGAUAGUGGAGUUAACUCCCUUGAUUUAUCCCAUGCAACUGAUGCUGAUACCAUUAAAGAAAAGAUUUCGGUUCCAUUUCUAUGGCAAUAAACAAACAAAUAGUUUAGACAAGCCUGAAUGGUAUUUUACUCAGGUGUUAAGUUGGAUUAGAGACCAUGAUGAUUUCAUCAAUAAAAAUAUCAAACCUAUCUUGAAAGAAGAAGGGAUUGAAGUUAAUCCACAGAUAGAGUUUAUGAGAGGCUUGGUUCAAUUAGUAAUGGAGAAGAUAGUAACAGAUAUUCCAGAGUUAUUGUUCGAUGAUCAUCAAAUAUCUCAUAUGAUAGAUGAAGCGUUAAUGUUUGAUAGAGAAAUUAGAAAUACGUAUAAUUACUCAGCAAGUGAACCAGGUUGUCUGCAUGUCUUAAUUCAUGGUGAAGUCUUCAAAAAAUGGCUUCAAAUUGAGAAGAAAUUUGCUAUAGAGAAGAUAGAUGGUAUGUUGACGUCACCAUCAGCCUGGUUAUCACAAUAUAAAGAUAUAACAGAUGUUGAUGAACUCAAGGUACCAGAAUGUGCUGAAAGUUUUAUGACUUUAUUAUUAACUAUAACAGAUCGUUAUAAACCACUACCAACACCUGCCAGUCAACUACAAUUCCUUAGACUUCAGUUAGAAUUGUUGGAAGAAUUUCGAGUUCGUGUUGUUCAAGUAAUGAAGGAAUAUACCCACAAUCCUGUAGGAGAACAGUUUGCAGCCAUUUUGAAUGGUGUACAUUAUGUUGUAGAAGUUCUUAGAGAAUGGAGUGAGCUGGUGUUUUUCCUGAAACUUCAAUACUGUAAAAUGAUGAAAGAUAUAGAAUCAGAGGAUUCAAGAAAUUCUCUAAAAUCAUCGUCAUCAUUAGAACUACCUGAUGACUUUCUGGUUCAUGAUGUUAAUGUACCUAUAUUUGAGACAACUGUAUUUGAGGAUGUUAUGGAAAAAUAUGAAAGUUUAAGAAAUGAGAUGUUAAAGAAUUGUGCUAAUUAUAUUCAUAUGGAUAUACAGGCACAUAGUCAUUCUUAUAAAAAGGACAGGUGGCUGGUUCUACCUUCACAGAAAGAUUUACAGUCAACAUUAGGUCUAUCUAUAUCAGCUUGUGAUAUGUUUCUGGUGUUAAAAGGUCAUUUAGCUUUAAUGGAGAACCUACUCUCUAAACCACUAUUUAGAAUAUUAUGGCAGAGAUUAGCAGAAAAACUCAAUAGAUUUAUUCUAAAUGAUGUAAUAUUAUCAAAUCAUUUUAAUGAUGGAGGAGGAGUUCAACUUCACUUUGAUAUGACAAGAAAUCUCUUUCCACUGUUUGGAGAAUUUACACCAAAACCAGAAAACUACUUCAGAGAGGUAAAGGAAGCAUGCAUCUUAUUAACAUUGAAAGCUGGGUCUGCUAUUUUAUUAAAAGAAGUUUUAAUGGCAGAAGUUGAUACAAUAAAAGAUCCGAACUCAAAAAAGACUGAUAUUAAACAAACACUGAGUGAAAUGGGCGUUUAUAAACUUUCUCCAAAAAUAGCCGGAAAAAUUCUAUCAUUACGAGCAGAUAUAAAUAUUUCGUGAUAGACCAUGUGGUUUUAGUGUUGUAUGAUAGAUUGGUUUGGGAUUAAUUUAGAAACUAUAAGAGUUUGUAUAGUUGAUAAAUCUGCAUGUUUGUUAUAUUCCAUGAAAAGUGAUAAACAGAAUCGUGUGAUUGUAGGGAUGUUCUAUGGAUGAAUGAUGAUUGGUGAAGUGGAAUUAUUUAUUCUGUAAUACCAGGACAGAAAGGCUGGUAUUUGUAAAUCUGCUGUGUAAAUGUUGCUGGUUAUUUCUUAUUUGAUUCAAUUAGAAUUGUUAAAAAAUGCUUGUAGAAUUAUCAGAAUAGGUUAUACAAAGAAAACAAUUAGUUGAUAUUGAUAUCGUAGGCAAUUAGUUGAUAUUGAUAUCAGUUGAUAUUGAUAUCAGGAGGCAAUUAGUUGAUAUCGAUAACAGUAAAUAAUUUGUAGAUAUUGAGAUUUGUAGGCAGAUAUUGAUAUCGGCAGGCAAAUAAUUUCCAAUGUAGCAUGUAGGUGUGGACAUACAUUACUGGAGUAACUCCAUAUACUGUGUAUGUGGUUGUAAGUAUUUUCCUACCACCAAUAUGAUAUAUAUGUAUGAUUAACUUGUCCUAAUGGAAUGGUUGUCACCUGAAAAUCUUUGAAAUUAUAUUUAUUUAUAAAAAGAGUAAUAUAAAUAAUAAAAAUAAUAAUGUAUAAUAG